Messenger RNA from Lipotes vexillifer (Yangtze River dolphin), 1038 nucleotides. RefSeq names its product leucine zipper protein 4-like. NCBI's taxonomy places the organism in Eukaryota, Metazoa, Chordata, Mammalia, Artiodactyla, Lipotidae. The transcript is spliced from 7 exons. The record is from RefSeq and is a predicted model, not a curated record. The annotation marks the transcript as partial.
GAGAAGUGCAAUGAAAAUUCUAAAGCCCAAGCAGUGAUGAAUCAAGGCCAAUCAGAGAGGAACCAACAUCAAUCGGAAGGAUCUCAAGGCCAAUCAGAAGAAAAUCAACACUAUUCAGAGAGAUCUCAAGGCCACUCAAAGAGAUCUCAUGGCCAAGCAGAGAGAUCUCAUCGUCAAUCAGAAAGAUCUCGUGGCCAAAAAGAGAGAUCUCAUCGUCAAUCAGAAAGAUCUCAUGGUCAAUCAGAGAGAUCUCAUCGUCAAUCAGAAAGAUCUCGUGGCCAAGCAGAGAGAUCUCAUCGUCAAUCAGAAAGAUCUCAUGGUCAAUCAGAGAGAUCUCAUGGCCAAUCAGAGAGAUCUCAUGGCCAAAAAGAUCUCGUGGCCAAGCAGAGAGAUCUCAUCAUCAAUCAGAAAGAUCUCAUGGCCAAGCAGAGAGAUCUCAUCAUCAAUCAGAAAGAUCUCGUGGCCAAGCAGAGAGAUCUCAUCGUCAAUCAGAAAGAUCUCGUGGCCAAGCAGAGAGAUCUCAUCAGUCAAUCGGAGAGAUCUCAUGACCAAUCAGGGAGAUAUAAAAGAUACUCAUCAGGGAAAUCGACAAUAUCACUGGAAAAUGAGUACAUCAUCUUUGAAAAAUUUCGAAGACGUGAAAGAUUGCCACCGUCGUACCCACCAGUUCGGUUCCAGGAAGCCAGAGCACUUCAGAAGGUGAAGGUUGUGGACGGGUGCAUCACACCUAGAAGUUACAAAAAACUCCUGAUCAGACAGCAGGGAGAUGCGGUGGGUCUAGAUGGUGGCCUGGAGGACGAAGUGUGUGGCCAUGUACCAGUGGUAGCAGUAGAGAAGCUCCAUUCCCAUGACCCCAAUGACCUUUCUGAGGUGGUCAUAGAAGAAGAGCAGGUCCUCGGGCACACGCCCUGCAAGUGGGAAAGAGAAGCAUCCACCUUGCUGGUGUUUCCACUCCAUGUUGUGAAAUUUUCAUUCCUAUUAUUGAAUCUAAAGGCAAGCCGUUUCAGUAGACUUCAGCCCCACAACCCCCCGAGAUGA